This is a messenger RNA of Macrosiphum euphorbiae (potato aphid), 327 nucleotides long. NCBI's taxonomy places the organism in Eukaryota, Metazoa, Arthropoda, Insecta, Hemiptera, Aphididae. The record is from the annotation of a GenBank genome assembly.
AUGGUACGUGAUUUCAACUUUCAUACAGACUCCGAUCAGUUUGAAAAUUUUCCAACAAUGUCACAAGAGGAUUUUGAAACCCUUGUAUCGCUACUUUCGCCAAAUAGACUAGGUACUCAUUUCAGGGAACCAAUUCCAGUUAAGGUACGGUCUCCAAGGCGACCGGUCGCGGCGACUUGUCGUCAAUAUCUGUUUUUACAGAAAUCGUAUUAUCUGGUCAGCAAGACGCGACAGGUCGCCGCGGCCGACGACAAUACUACUCGUGAAGCAGUAGACAGCGAUACAUCAAGACGACACCAUGUCGAAAUUAGUCUUUUUGCCGUCUGA